AAAAGAAACUGAAGGAAGGAAGUAUUACAUGUCUUGCUGAUCAGAAAACUGUUUCUGAAGUAUUUGGACAAACUACAUAUAUAUGUAGUAAAAUCUAAAAAGGUUGAAAGUAUCUGGAGAGCAUGGGUUAUGAUAUUGAGCGUUUCGUUGGCUAUGUUAAUGAAGGGCUAUUAUGCUCCAUCUGCCGUGAUGUGUUAGAAGACCCGUUACAGGCUCCUUGUGAACACGCUUUCUGUACUGCUUGUAUACAUGGGUGGCUUGUUCAUCACAGUAACUGCCCUGAAGACAGACAAAUGAUUGAUGUAUCUUUGCUGCGGCCUCUCUACAGAUAUAUGAAAAAUGAUUUAAACCGUCUUCAGCUACAUUGCAAAAACAGAGAAUAUGGCUGUGAAAUGGUUUGUUCUCUGGAGUCUAUAGACAGGCAUGAAAGGGAGUGUGAAUACAGUCAGAUACCUUGCUCCAAUGCCGGUUGUACAGUUCAGAUUGAACGACGUAACUUGGAUGGUCACCUGGCAGUGUGUGAAUAUCGGAGCCGUGAAUGCCCCAAUGGUUGUGGCUACACCAUUCUCAGCGCGGAAGACACGCAGCAUAAUUGUGUAGCAGAGCUAAGAACUGAGCUAGAACUACUGCGGUCAGAAAUGAUCUGCAGAGUGGAGGAGGCAAAACAUGAGAUGGAGUCAAGGUUAGAUUCACAGAGAAGGCAUAUGGUCCAAAAAGAGAGUAUUCUGCAAAAUGAAAUUGAAGAACUAAAGAGUCAGAUGUCACGAAUGAUGUCAGAUGUACGUUCUCUGAUGGCUGCAGAGAGGCAGCACCGUCAGGAGCUGGAGCAGGCAGAGCUGGAAAAACGGGAAUUAAUGGAGCUGCUGAGGGGGCUGCAGAAGGACUGUCGAUUAACUACUACAGAAGGAAGCAGGAAGUCAACAAGUUUCCGCCCUCUGACACGACUAGAGAGUGUAAAACGAAAACCUAGGGAAGUUACAGUUAUCUGAACAGAAGUAAGCUCAAAAAGCAUUUUCUUCCAAUUUCUGUGACCAUCUGGCAAACUUUUCUAGUUUCUAGGAAUGAUUGGUAAACUUUAUAUCAUUUCUGAUUUACUUGUUUUCUUUCAAAAUCUGGAUUACUACUUUAUUUCCUCUUGGGGCAUAAAAACAAAUGGGAGAAUUUUCUCUUGGGGAACACUGGGCAUUAAAAACCAGUAAUUGGCAAAUAUGUUUUUAGCUAAUGUUUUUAUAAAAAGGGGGAAGGAGACUUGAUUUGUUAUCUCUUCAGUGUAUCAUUUACAGGAGUCUUUGAAGCCUGAAAGCUAGAGCCUUUUAAAGUCAAAGAUACUUAAAGGUUGUUUCCUUCCUGGUCCAUUAUAGUCCGUGUAAGUCUAGUUUAUGCUUAUACUUGAAACAGAAAGAAAAUGUGAUCAUCAGUAAUGACAUUUGGGAUGUACUUAAUUUUGGGAAAAGUCAGUAAUAGAAUUAGUAAGUCAGUAAUAGAAAUUAAUAGAUUUUGUUUGUUUAUAGUCUGUAGAAGGUCUAUUUCAAAGGUUGAAAGAAAGCACUUUAAAUUGUAAUUCUACUGCUAUGUAACAGCUUCAGGUGAGGUUGACUUUUACAUUAGAGCUUCUCUAAUUUCACAGGCUGAUACACACUUAAGUCACUAAUACCAAAGCGCAAGGUAAUAGAGUCAUCUAAAACCUUUUAAAUAGAUGUGUGAGUAACUUUGAGUUUGUGGGAGGGGAUCUGCAUUUUAUUUAAAAAUUUGAAGCUUUUAUAUGUGAAAGUAUCAACUAUUUCUACAGGGUCCGUUAAGCUUAAGAGCAGCUCAUUUGGUACUCAGUAUCUUUUAAAGCAUAUAUAAAUACCUAGAGUAUCCUUAAUUUUCUUUUGGCAGGUUUCAGGCUACUCGAACAUUAAUAUCCACAACAGACAAAUAUUUGCAGAGUCACUUGGACUUCAGAUGUUCUUUAUUAGUAUUCAAGUUUUAAAUUGUGUAAGAGGUAGGAUUUUUUAACAGACCCAUAAAUACUGAAUCAAGGGGGUGUUUAUCUGUAAGGACUGUAUGGGAAAUCUGUACAGUUCAAAGACUUUUCUCUAAACUUCUCACACAGCCUGUUCAUGUUGUUUUCAGUGGUGUAACUAAGCCAUAUUCUGUCCAUUGCAGUUCUUCAGUGGAGUAACUAGGGAAGAACCUGGCCUCCUGUUUACUGAAUGUGCUAAAUCAGUUUUGAACUUUCAGGAAAAUGUGUGCGGGUGUAACAAUCUGAAUAAGCUAAUUUUAUAGUUUAGAAAGCAAAUACAUUACUGUGCAUGUCUUGCUGUCACUCAGAGCAACGCUUUUAUGGCUAAGAGCGUAACCAAAGAGAGAGGCAGCAACCUUCUUUAGCACAUACACUACAUUAUGAAGACUUGCAGUCAGAGCUGUCUUAAUUUCAGGCAUUAAUAAAUCUUUCUAACUUGCUGUUUCUUUAGUAUCACUGAAGCAGAUGUGCACAUGUUCAGGUCUUAUGCAUUUAAAAACUGGCAGAAAUAACUCUUCUGUAAAAGUUUUGGGUUUUUUUUCUGAAAGAAAACAUUCAUAGGAAGAGUUACAUCCAAAUAUUUACUUGUUUUCAGUCCUUGUAUUCUAGAUUAAAUUGCAAUCAUUGGCAGUAUUUAGGUCACUAUAGCAGUCUCACCAACUCAUGACAUAGCACAUCUCUUAAGCAGCCAUAUUUAACAAUCUGAAACAGUAAGACAGUAGCUAUAAUUUGGAAGACCUUCAUUCACACUAAACAUUCAGUGGUCAAUUCACAUAAAUCAGUGUGCGUAUUAAAGCUGUAGAUAGAAAGUAAGAAUGCUUUUAUUAUCUUGUGUUCUAAAUAAGCAAGUGUUAGUGUCUGUGGUCUGUGUGACUGACUCUGUUUCAGCAUUCACGCUAAUUCUGAAGCUUCUUGGCAACACCAGAUUUCAUGCUAUUAGAAUCAAUCAGUGCUUUCUGUGUACUGUAACUGUGUGGUUUUGUGAUGUGACUUUAUCUACUUUGCUUAAUGUGAAAGAAGAAAAUUACUUCAAAAUCCUAUAGAACUCAGAUGAGCUGGAUCAUCUUUCCCAAGUUGGAGGGCGGUAAUGAUCACCCAAUCUUUUCUGUUCUGAUCGCAGAAAAAGAAUUCAUUAGCUCUGUGCUUUCUCCAUAAUGGGAUCUGCAUAUUUGUUUGUUUUAGGAAUUCCACCUGCUUACUUAUGACUAAAUUCCUUCUAGUAUAGGAAAUAGGGUUUAUUUAAUAUUUACUUAGCAUUUGGUCUGCUGUCAGUCCCCUAAGUGACAGGCAUGAAACUGUGUGAGAAAACAGGUCCUAGGUGGUAAAGAAGGACUUCCUGCUGCACAAUCUAUGUAACUCCCCUAGUUGCCAGCUCUGGAGAGUCUGAACUUCUAGUGUUGAAAUAUGGCAACAAUUUGGGCCCACCUGCUGCUGGAAUGACCUGUCAGCUUGGGUUUCCUUUAGCACUGAAGAAGCACUUGCAAAGGUAUUUUAAAUGGGUACAUAGUAGCUAAUAGCAUCAGAUCCCUCCAGUUACUUUAAGCUUAAUCUCAUUCCUCUGUGUUGAUAACUGUUCUGCGCUUAAGAAUUUCCACUGCUACUGAACCACUCACAGGGUGGCGUAUGCUGGAGUAUGGUCAUCAUUCUACCUGUCUUAUAAUUAACUAGGCUGAAAUUAAAUAGCCCAUUAUAUUAAUAUUUUAUCUACUUCUAGCUUUUCUAGUCUCAUGUAUUACACAGCUCUUAAUAGCAGCUGGCAGAAGCAAGGGAUUUUUUUCCUUUCUUUCAAAUAGUCUGUUAAUCCUUUUUAUAAAAACAAAGGGUCCAAAUAUUGUAGUAGACUUGGUGUAAGUGAAGACAUGCACUUGGAAAUGCUACUUUCCUAGUCAUGAUCAUAUCUUAGGAUUAUAUGAGACACUGCUAAAAGUGCAUUAUGGGAGGGCUCCAGCACUGGAUUACUGGUAUUAGUAUUCUCAUACUAAAUCACACUUUAAUCAGUUCCAUUUCCUCACAAGUGGAACUGUUACUCAAGUGGACCCAUAACCAUGCAAACAGUUGUUGUAUUUUCAGUUGCUUCUAAUAGCACUUUGCAGCUAGAAGAGGGAAAGAAAAGACUGUGGAGCUGGGAGAGUGGAGAGGAAGAGUAAGGGCGGUCCGACUGUCUUCCCUCAGCCCAAGAGCAGUGAUGCAGCUGCACCAGCCUGUGCCACCAGCUAGCUUACCAGUGUAAACUGCUAGCACGUGGCAUUACAAUUAACAUAGCAUUAGAAUUAAAAGAUUAAAUCAUUAUCCACAAUUAAGUGGGUACAAAAUGUAAUAGUACCAAACCUGAGAGAUGCACAAACAAAACUCACAGAGAGCAAGCUGUCAAGUAAAGCAUGUGAGACUACAAGGUAUUACAAGUUGAGCAAAUCCUUAUCCUACACUAAAUUGGGUGAAAAAGAAUAACACUAAGGAUAUAUUUAAAGAAAUUAAUAUUUUAAAGCAAGUCGUAAGUUUGUCUUUGAAAGAAAAUCAAUGUAUACAUAUUUAUUCUGAAGACCCAAGAGGUCCGUUACAAAUACACGUAAACUAGUUCCCUUAAACUGACUUCUCCACUUGAGAGGUCAAAUUCAAGACAAAAUACUGUUUCUUCUGUUUUCUUCAGCAUUAAAGCUGCAUUCCCUGUUCUCCUGCCCUCCUCCCAAAGCAAAAAACAGUUGGUGGUCUUGACCAGUAUGGACCAUUGCUGCUAGGAUUACUUUAUUUGGAGUGGGAACAGUUAAUUUGGGGGAGAGCUUCUGGUAGGUUUAGAUGAGUUUCAACAAAAGGUAUGGAACUGAGAAUUAUGCACCUGAGUUGGGUGCAGGAGUGGCAAGGAAGAAUUUUGCUGGACUUCCUAAUUAAGGUGGCAGGUUUUAGUUAGUAUGAUUCUAGUACUACAUUAACAGUCUCAUAUGAGAUAAAUUAAAUUAGUAGCACACAUAUACAGGAGUUUCUCGUCAGCACAGAAGGGAAUGGAAUUACAUAGUCAAGCAAAAUACCUAAUACAGUGAAGUAUUUUGACUGGACAGAAGUGUUUUUAUCUCAGAUGUUCUUUGGUGUUUUGAAGAAGUUUAAUGUAUUAAUAGAUCCCAGCAAAUAGCUCCUACAAUUUAUAGAAAUGGGUAGCCUUGCAAAUUAAAUUUUCCAUGUGCUGUCCUCUUCGAUGUUUCUGGCAUGGUGCUCUUCUACAGCCAUUUUACUUAGAAGUGCUGGAUAGUAUUUAAAAGGAGCAGUACUAGCCUUGCCUUUCUCCGGUACUGCUUGUAGGAUGAGGUAUGGUAGGUCAGGGAGGUCUUACCACAUAGAUAGAUGCCUUUAUAAAGACCUACAAUUCUAUGCAACUUUCUAUUAACAAAUAAACAUUGAACUGUCUUCCAGCAUUGUGGUUCACUGCCAAUCUAUUUACGUUUUCUACCUUUAUAUACACAAGAAGGAUAAAACAGUGCUUAACAGAGCUUAAUCUGUAGUCUGUAAAAGAAACAGUAACACUAUUUGUAUCACUUUGAAGUGCACUUUGUAUAAAAGUUGAACCAAUAAAGGGUCUAUACCAUAACUGAUGCAGUUUUGUUCGCUUUUUUCCAUUACAGAAGUUUGAGUACCCUCUUUAUCAGAUGAAAUAGCAAAAUUUAGGUAUGCUGGCUGCACAGUGCAGGAAGUCAGGAAUAAAUGACAAUAUAGGGCCAGUGCAUUGGAAUAGGUAAGGCCGUAUUUUGCCAAAUAGAGGGAGUAUAUAGCAAUAAACAAGGCAGGUGUUGAAUCAAACACUAUC
Haliaeetus leucocephalus (bald eagle) is the source of this 5801-nucleotide messenger RNA. RefSeq names its product RING finger protein 151-like. Bases 123 to 989 code for a protein of 288 amino acids. NCBI's taxonomy places the organism in Eukaryota, Metazoa, Chordata, Aves, Accipitriformes, Accipitridae. The transcript has 6 exons. The record is from RefSeq and is a predicted model, not a curated record. Gene Ontology annotation, molecular function: zinc ion binding.